Molecule: messenger RNA, 761 nt
Organism: Pisolithus orientalis
Lineage: Eukaryota; Fungi; Basidiomycota; Agaricomycetes; Boletales; Pisolithaceae
Exons: 5
Source: RefSeq, a predicted model, not a curated record
AUGUCAUCAGCAUAGGGGAUGCACACCCAUUAAAGGGAGAGAUUGCACUGGUCAAGGCUCCUGAUGGCAUGGUUUUGCACAAGGUGUCUGACAAUCCUGAGUGGCAGAAGUCUCAUGAAGAAGGGGAUCCAGGUAUGGUGGCACCUCAUGCACAGAGCAGAAUCCCAUUUCCAUCAUGCAAGCGGCCUCAUGAGGAGGUGACAGAUAAUGACACAGUUCCUCAUGAGGCUUCAUGCUCUGACCACCAAAUGCCCCUGCAUGACAAAGGCAGGGAUGCAUGCCCCAUUGCUGGUGACUGUGGUGUAGUGGUUUACCCUGCUGCAUUUUGGUUGAAACUAACAGGUGACAUGCACAGGGUGCACUUUGUGACCCACCAGCAUGCACAAGCUGAUCUGCAUCGUGAUGCUGUCCCAAGCCAUUUGCACCUGCAGGACCCUGGCCCUUCUCAGCAGUUUCCACCAUCUUGGCAUUAUGAGGAUGUCCCACAGGACCCUCAUUAUGACCAUGCCAACUAUCAUGAUCCUGGCCCCUCCAAUGUUCCCUACAAUGUAUUACUGCCCACUUGCCAUGGUUUGGGGCAUUUCCCUCUGUCCUGUCAGAUGUAUUGCAUACCAUCUCACCCUGACCAUCAUAUUUACCAUGAUGCUCCAUAUAUCUCUGACUACUACCCCACAGCCCAGCCCACAGCACAGCAAUGGGUUGACAGAGGUAGUGCUGCACAGUAUGAGGAUGAAUUUCCUGAGGAUUACUUAGAUUAUUAG